UAUGGUGAAGAUAGAACAUUUUAUUCAAAGUUCAGAGAAUCGCAUACGUGCAUCUUUAUGUCAAUAGCUUUUAAUUUGUAACCAUAGAGCGAUUAUUUAUUAAAUUGUCUUUUAAAACAUAAACAAUGUUGAUCAAAGUGAAGACUCUUACCGGAAAGGAGAUUGAAAUAGAUAUAGAACCUACAGAUAAAGUAGAAAGGAUCAAGGAGAGAGUGGAAGAAAAAGAAGGGAUACCGCCUCAACAACAGCGAUUGAUAUUUUCUGGAAAGCAAAUGAAUGACGAAAAAACGGCGCAAGAUUAUAAAGUUCAAGGUGGAUCAGUACUGCAUUUGGUACUCGCAUUGAGAGGGGGUUUAUAAUUACGACAUUCCUUGUUGUGGAAUGUAUGUGCGAGUGUGUGUGUGUGAAUAUUACAGAUUGUAUAAGAUCAGCCACAAAUAUAAUAGGAUGCUUUCCAACGUUACAUUCGCUGCGCUUUGUUUGCAAGGACUUGUAAUCGUCUUUGUAUCUCUCUUUGAUUGAACGGUUACAUUUAGAAUUGAAAUAAAUAUUAAUAAAAGUAAUUUAGUUAUAGAAACCUAA
Messenger RNA from Bombus pyrosoma, 582 nucleotides. It is a transcript of the gene Nedd8, whose product is annotated as NEDD8. The record is from RefSeq and is a predicted model, not a curated record. Lineage: Eukaryota; Metazoa; Arthropoda; Insecta; Hymenoptera; Apidae. Gene Ontology annotation, molecular function: ubiquitin protein ligase binding; protein tag activity. Gene Ontology annotation, biological process: modification-dependent protein catabolic process; protein neddylation; regulation of proteolysis. The transcript is spliced from 4 exons. Gene Ontology annotation, cellular component: nucleus; cytoplasm. Bases 126 to 359 code for a protein of 77 amino acids.